AAUCAUGUUUAAUGUUUUUCCAGGUUAGCACUCUGAAAGCUAAACCCCAAUUAAAAGAUGGCAAGACCCUCGUACAUGUGCAAUCUUUUGCUAAAGAAUAUUACUCUACCACCUGACUGCCAAACCGCUAGUACAGUAUGUUGUGUUGGACAAUGCUGCUUUGUGAAUCGACACAGAAAAGAGGUUUGGGAGAAUUGGUAUUUUUGGUUCGUGGUGAUCCUGAUAUGUCUUCUUGUAGUCACAUCGUUCAUAUCCUACCUGGCCGGAUCUUGUAAGAGGAAACGCCACCGUUUAAUAAGGAUACGCCACACGUCAAGGUCGGCCGGAUCUGCACCCGCUGCCGCCAUUUGUGGCCCUGAAGGCAUUAUUCAGCCGCAUCUACUCUACAACAAGAAACCCAGACAACACCAUACUGCCUUCAUAUCAAAUAACACGGAAGAGCUGAAAGUUGAAGACGUGACCGGUCCACUGAGUCCGCCCUACCCGCCGGUGCAGCAGGUGACAAUAGUGCGCGGUUCCGCACCCCCUCUCGGCUUCCGGCAAACAAGCACCUACACCGAACUCGUCCUGCCGCCUGGCUAUGUCGACACCGACCCUCAUUCCAAGAGAUAGCAACACUAUCAACCAAAACAAACAUCUCUAUAAAA
Molecule: messenger RNA, 647 nt
Organism: Nilaparvata lugens (brown planthopper)
Lineage: Eukaryota; Metazoa; Arthropoda; Insecta; Hemiptera; Delphacidae
Exons: 4
Coding region: 58-612 (184 amino acids)
Source: RefSeq, a predicted model, not a curated record